GGAGGGAGCUCUUGGCGGAGAGCGAGCGAGCGAGCCAGCCAUGAGGCAGCCCGGCAGGAAGCGAGAAAGAGUUGGGCGGAGGAGGGAGUUUUAGAGGCGCCGGCGCCCAGAACCUGCGCCUGCAGAGAGCGUGGCCGCCCGGGCUCCUCGCCUCCUCCGCGCGCGCUCCGCGCUCCGCGCUCCGCUUUCAGCACCAGGAGCGGAGGACAGUUCCCGACUGCCUGCAGUUGCCGACCUACCUGGAACCUUGGACCCGCACCCGGGGCUCCCCGCUGGAGCAACCCGCCUGCACGCCGCCUUCUCCCCCCUGCUUUUUGGGUGUGCAAGUCAACACCCGGGGAAAGCAGCCGGCGGCCUCCGGGAGCCCUGAAGAAGCUGAAGCAGAAUGUACCAAGGACACAUGCAGAAAAGUAAAGAAAAAGGAUAUGGAAAACUAAGCAGUGAUGAAGACCUCGAAAUAAUUGUUGAUCAAAAACAGGGAAAAGGCUCUAGGGCGGCAGAUAAGGCUGUUGCCAUGGUGAUGAAGGAGAUACCGAGGGCGGAGUCUGCCGAAGAAAAGCCCCUCCUAACUAUGACAUCACAGCUGGUGAAUGAGCAGCAGGAAAGCAGGCCCCUCCUGAGUCCCUCCAUCGAUGACUUUCUCUGUGAAGCCAAGACGGAGGCAGCAGCAAGGCCAGUAACAUCCAAUACAGCCGUAUUGACCACAGGUUUAGAUCUCCUGGACCUGAGUGAACCUGUCUCUCAAACCCAAACCAAAGUCAAAAAGUUGGAGUCUUCAUCCAAAACCUCAUCCCUCAAGAAAAAGGCUGAUGGAUCCGACCUUAUCAGCACAGAAUCUGAACAGAGAACACAGUCUCUUCGAGGCUCAGAGACAGCAUCACUGGAUUUGGUAGACAUUCAAACUCAGUUGGAAAAAUGGGAUGAUGUUAAGUUCCAUGGAGAUCGAAAUAGCAAGGGGCAUCCAUUGGCAGAAAGGAAAACAUGUUCAUCUAGGACUGGAUCAAAAGAACUUUUAUGGUCCUCUGAGCAUAGGUCUCAGCCAGAACUAAGCAGUGGAAAAAGUGCCCUCAAUUCUGAGUCAGCUUCAGAGUUAGAAUUAGUGCCUCCUACACAGGCUCGACUGACCAAAGAACAACGCUGGGGAAGCGCAUUACUCUCCAGAAAUCACUCUUUAGAAGAGGAAUUUGAAAGGGCCAAAGCAGCUGUGGAGUCAGAUACAGAGUUUUGGGAUAAGAUGCAAGCAGAAUGGGAAGAAAUGGCCCGAAGGAACUGGAUCUCUGAGAACCAAGAAGCCCAGAACCAAGUUACCAUCUCAGCCAGUGAGAAGGGCUACUACUUUCAUACUGAAAACCCCUUCAAGGACUGGCCAGGAGCAUUUGAAGAAGGCUUGAAGAGGCUGAAGGAAGGGGACCUACCAGUCACCAUCCUAUUCAUGGAGGCAGCAAUUCUGCAAGAUCCUGGAGAUGCAGAGGCUUGGCAGUUCCUUGGGAUAACUCAGGCGGAGAAUGAAAAUGAACAGGCUGCUAUUGUCGCCCUCCAGAGAUGCCUAGAAUUACAGCCCAACAACUUGAAAGCUUCAAUGGCUUUGGCUGUGAGUUAUACCAAUACCGGCCACCAGCAGGAUGCUUGUGAGGCACUAAAGAACUGGAUUAAGCAAAAUCCAAAGUACAAAUACCUUGUGAAGAGCAAGAAGGGAUCUCCAGGCCUCACCCGACGGAUGUCUAAGUCUCCAGUUGAUAGCUCUGUUCUGGAAGGAGUAAAGGAAUUAUAUCUGGAAGCUGCCCACCAAAAUGGAGACAUGAUUGACCCAGACCUACAGACAGGGCUGGGGGUCCUAUUCCAUCUGAGUGGAGAAUUUAAUAGAGCAAUAGAUGCAUUUAAUGCUGCCUUAACUGUUCGGCCAGAGGAUUACGCCUUAUGGAACCGUCUGGGGGCAACCUUGGCCAAUGGAGACCGAAGCGAGGAGGCGGUGGAGGCCUACACACGAGCCCUGGAAAUCCAGCCUGGCUUCAUUCGCUCCAGAUACAACCUGGGGAUAAGCUGCAUCAACCUGGGUGCCUACAGAGAAGCUGUCAGCAAUUUUCUCACUGCCCUCAGUUUGCAAAGGAAGAGCAGAAAUCAACAGCAAGUUCCUCAUCCUGCAAUCUCUGGGAACAUCUGGGCUGCACUCAGAAUUGCACUUUCUCUGAUGGACCAACCAGAACUCUUCCAGGCGGCUAAUCUUGGUGAUCUGGAUGUCCUCCUAAGAGCUUUCAACUUGGAUCCUUGAAAGAAAAAGGAAAAGCUAGUUUACCCAUGUAAUUGUAUGAAAAAUGCAACAUUAUUUUGUUAUGAAUUUCCAAAAGUACAAAGCAGAUGUUCAAAAGGCCCUGGUGAUACAACCCGCCCACUCUGUUCUAAUCCAAAAGCACAAACCAUUGUACAUAGAGUCAAGGUGAGGCUUGAAAAAAGAAUUGAGAGACUCAGGACAAACCAAGAGAAAAGUACCUGUUAUCUGAAUUUCACAGCCUGCAAGCAUAUUGCAAAAUGUCUCAUUUGGGGUGUUCCUAUCACUGCAGCUGAUGAUACUUUGAAGGCACUGGCUCUUGGGCCACCUGGAGAAAGCACUGCCUCAGAUCACAGAAUUCUGACUUUCAGAACUGUUGACUGAAAUUCCCCUUUUGUAAGAUUGAACAUAGUUUGGGCCAAGGUGCAUGCACAUAUAUUAACUCUUGACUAAAAAGAGGCAUUGCUUAAACCGGUUCCAAUUUUAACUUUUCCUGUAGCCCUUUGAUUCCAGAGAGGGAGCUUUGCUGGCAAAAGCAGUUUUUGCACUAGACAUUUUUGCUGUUCCCAAUCAGAACUUUUCUGGGACUGUAUAUAUGCACUUUACUACCUUAUUUUAGCUUUGCUGGAGUUUUGUUUCGUUGCUCCACUUUUUAACUUGGGGAUGAAGAUUUGAGAACCCAGCCUUGUUAGAUCAAUGGACCAAAUAAAAUGUCUGAAAAUAGUUUUUCAUAGUGUAGGGUUUUGGAUGAGUGUUUCUUUUCCCUUAAAACUGACGUGAUAUUGGGUGUAAAUAUGUCUAACAUGAUUCUUAAUCACAUGCUUUCUGGGGCUGUUUGAAUAAGCAAGGGAAAGGUCUCUUCAUGCAAGGAAAAACUUAGAUGGCAUCAUGAUUCCAAGUAAGUUAACAUUAACUUGCUUAAAAUAUCAUGCUUUACUUGCUUUCUAACUGCCCUGCACAUCAAUAUUCCUUUAAACCUGUUAAUAUUCCAAAUAGUAUUUCUGAAGAAUGACGUGGAAAAAAAUUUUCUUAAAAUGGAUGUCGUUUUUUUUUUUAGUUCCCUAAUUAUCUUCCCUACUCAUCCUUUUGAAUUCUAAGUGAUACAAGAAUAUUUUCUAGCUGUAGAUUACUGAAUGUCACUAGUUUAAUGUGAAAAGAGCAUGGCCCUUUGGCUAUUGUUCCCACAUUUACCAACCAUAAGAACUUUUCCAUUGACAGUGGUGUAUCAUUGCAUUCGUUAGAGUCCACUCAGUUCUUCAGAGUGUUUUGUGCCUGCUGGGUGCGUGGUGAUGAUUUUUAAAGACAACCUUUUUUAAAGAAAUCAAAAAUUUGUUUGCAAAAUACCAACCAAAAUACAGUUUAAUCAAUGUCUGGUUCUA
This is a messenger RNA of Suncus etruscus (white-toothed pygmy shrew), 3645 nucleotides long. It is a transcript of the gene PEX5L, whose product is annotated as peroxisomal biogenesis factor 5 like. Gene Ontology annotation, biological process: protein import into peroxisome matrix, docking. The transcript has 15 exons. The coding region runs from base 386 to 2269 and encodes 627 amino acids. Gene Ontology annotation, cellular component: cytosol; peroxisomal membrane. The record is from RefSeq and is a predicted model, not a curated record. Gene Ontology annotation, molecular function: protein binding. NCBI's taxonomy places the organism in Eukaryota, Metazoa, Chordata, Mammalia, Eulipotyphla, Soricidae.